Triticum turgidum subsp. durum (durum wheat) is the source of this 4383-nucleotide messenger RNA. Lineage: Eukaryota; Viridiplantae; Streptophyta; Magnoliopsida; Poales; Poaceae. The record is from the annotation of a GenBank genome assembly.
AUGAUUCGCGGCCCGGAGCGCUCGGCCGCGGCGACGCGCCUCGCCUGCUGGGCCGCGCUGCUCGUCGCGUCGGCCGGUCUGAUUGGGGGCGGUGGCGGGAGCGGGAGCCACCGCGCCUCCGCGUCGGCGCUGGCGCUGCGGCGCGAGGACAGCCUCGCGCGGCUCCCGUACGGGGUCGUCUGGGUCGGGGGCGGCGGCGCGGAGGACCCGGAGGCGGACCUGCCGUGCCGGGACGGCGCGGCGAGCGCGCGGACCUGCGAGGAGCUGGGCGGGUCCGGGUCCUUCGACGCGGUCUGCGUCAUCGCCUCCAGCACCGCCGCCCUGUCCCGCGACGCCUGCGCGCACGGGAGCGGCAGCGUCGAGAUACGCGCCGGGGUGAGCAUCGCCUGCCGGGUCCCCGGCUGCCGGCUCGUGUUCAACGUGUCCGGGACCAUCGCGGUCGGCGAGCGCGCCGAGCUCGUCGCCGGCUCCGUCGGCCUGCACGCCGCCAACGUCUCGCUGGGCCGCGGCUCCGCCGUCAACACCACGGGCCUCGCCGGCGCGCCCCCGCCCCAGACCUCCGGCACGCCGCACGGCCCCGAGGGCGCCGGCGGCGGCCACGGCGGCCGCGGCGCGUCGUGCAAGGUGUCGAACGACACCAACUGGGGCGGUGACGUGUACGCGUGGGCCUUCCUGGACAAUCCGUGGAGCUACGGCAGCAAGGGUGGGAGCUUGACCGCUGACGAGAGGCUUGGAGGGGACGGCGGAGGCCGCGUCUUGCUCAGGGCGAGUGACAUUUUGACGGUUGAUGGAGUUGUGCUUGCUGAAGGAGGCGUGGGCAGUCUCCAAGGGGGCGGUGGGUCUGGUGGGAGCAUUAUGAUCAAGGCUUUCAAGCUAUAUGGAAAUGGUACAAUAAGUGCUGGCGGUGGUAAUGGAUGGGGCGGAGGAGGUGGUGGGAGGAUAUCCCUAAAAUUUUACAGCAUUCAGCAAGAUUUGGAAAUUAUAGCUCAUGGUGGACAGAGUUUUGGGUGCCCCCAGAAUGCUGGUGCAGCAGGCACAAUAUAUGAUAAAUCAUUGGAGACUCUAAAGGUCAGCAAUGGAAACUUCACCACGCAUACGGAAACUCCAUUGCUGGGUUUCUCAGUGACUAAACUUUGGUCCAAUGUGCUUGUCGAGAGCAAUGCAAAAGUUCUGGUUCCCUUGCUGUGGUCCAGAGUACAGGUGACAGGGCAAAUAAGGCUACUUACUGGGGGUAGCAUUUGCUUUGGGUUGUCUGAAAAUCCAAUUUCAGAGUUUGAACUGGUUGCAGAGGAGCUUCUAAUGAGUGACUCUGUUAUAAAGGUGUAUGGUGCUUUCAGAAUGUAUGUGAAGGUGCUCUUGAUGUGGGAUUCGAAGAUUCAGAUAGAUGGUGGGGGUAAGGAUGUUGUUCUUGCAUCCAUGCUUGAGGCAAGAAACCUUGUCGUACUCAAGCAUGGGUCAGUGAUAUCUUCCAAUGCUGCUUUGGGAGUUUAUGGACAAGGACUUCUUAAUUUGAGUGGUCCUGGAGAUGGAAUCAAAGCACGCCAACUGUUUCUGUCUCUGUUUUACAACAUUGAAGUUGGUCCUGGUUCCGUUGUCCAGGCUCCACUAGAUGAGGAUGUUCGAAGCAGCUUGGAUGCACUUUCGGUCUGUGAAAGUAAAACAUGCCCUAGUGAGUUAAUCGCACCCCCUGAUGAUUGCCAUGUGAACAGCUCCUUGUCAUUUACACUACAAAUUUGCCGUGUUGAAGACAUAACUGUCGGUGGCAUAGUCAGGGGGAGUAUAAUUCAUAUUCAUCGAGCAAGAACUGUGACUAUUACGGAUGGUGGCGCAAUAAGUGCCUCAGAGUUAGGUUGCAAAGCAGGCAUUGGUAGAGGAACAUUUCUUAAGUAUGGAGCUGGUGGUGGGGCUGGUCAUGGAGGCCAGGGUGGUAUAGGGAUUUACAACGGCAUGACAAGUGAAGGAGGUCAAAAAUAUGGCAGUGCUUAUCUUCCAUGUGAGCUAGGAAGUGGUAGUGGUUCUCUUGAGUCAGGCGAUAGCAAUGCUGGUGGGGGAUUAAUAGUCAUUGGGUCGAUGAAAUGGCCACUUGCAAGAUUGUUAAUUUAUGGUUCUGUGAGCUCUAAUGGUGAAAACAAUAGAGACACAACUGGAAAUUCCAGUGGGUCCUUCAAAGGUGGCAUUGGUGGUGGUUCUGGAGGAACAAUUCUUUUUUUCCUUCAAGGGCUUCUGGUAGAGAAAAAUUCUUCACUGUCAGCAUCUGGGGGCAAAGGAGGCAUACAUGGUGGAGGUGGUGGUGGCGGUGGCAGAAUACACUUCCACUGGUCAAAUAUUGCUACUGGAGACGAAUUUGUUCAGAUUGCUUCAAUCAAUGGUACAGUAGCAUCAAGUGGAGGUUCCGGUAAUGAUGAUGGGCAUUUUGGAGAAGAUGGAACAAUAACAGGAAAGGAGUGCCCUGUGGGACUAUAUGGAACAUUUUGUACGGAAUGCCCAGUUGGAACAUAUAAAAAUGUUGCUGGGUCCAACUCAUCUCUCUGCACCCCUUGUUCUUUGAAUGCUCUUCCAAACCGUGCUGACUUCAUAUAUGUAAGAGGUGGUGUUACCCAGCCAUCCUGCCCGUAUAAGUGCAUAUCUGCUAAGUACAAGAUGCCAAAUUGUUACACACCACUUGAGGAAGUUAUAUAUACUUUUGGGGGUCCUUGGUCUUUUGCAGUUUUCCUAUUCUUUGCAAUUAUUCUUUUGGCACUCAUCUUAAGUGCCGUAAGAGUUAAAAUUGGUGAGAGUGAAGUGACGUAUCGGGCUACAAGUGCAAUCCACAAUGAUGCCUAUGCUUCUUCGCCUUUUUUGCUUUCAUUGGCUGAGGUACCUGGGGCCAGCAGGGCAGAAGAAACACAAAGCCAUGUGCACAGAAUGUACUUCAUGGGACCUAAUACAUUCCGAGAACCGUGGCAUCUUCCUUACUCGCCCCCUGAAUCUAUAAUUGGCAUUGUGUAUGAAGAUGCUUUUAAUCGUUUUAUCGAUGAGAUAAACUUGGUAGCAGCCUUUGAGUGGUGGGAAGGUUCUGUGCAUAGUAUACUUGCAGUACUUGCAUAUCCUUGUGCCUGGUCUUGGAAGCAAUGGCGCAGAAGAAAGAAAAUCCAUCGUCUUCAAGAAUACGUUAAAUCUGAGUACGACCAUUCAUGUCUUCGCUCUUGCAGAUCACGGGCUCUAUAUAAAGGGCUGAAGGUUGGUUCAACUCCAGACUUGAUGGUCGCUUACAUUGAUUUCUUUCUGGGAGGUGAUGAGAAACGACUUGAUGUAGCGGCCACAAUCCAGAAGAGGUUUCCAAUGUGUUUAAUUUUUGGCGGUGAGGGGAGCUAUAUGUCCCCAUACCACCUGCACAGUGAUACAUUACUGUCAAAUCUUCUUGGCCAGUAUGUGUCUACUGCGAUCUGGAACAGAUUAGUAGCUGGCUUGAAUACUCAGUUGAGGACAGUAAAGCAACGCAGCAUCCGGUCAACUCUGGGCCCGGUUGUUUCUUGGAUUAAGAGUCAUGGGAAUCCCCAACUUGAGCGACAUGGUGUUCGAGUAGAGCUAGGGUGGUUUCAGGCCACUGCUUCUGGUUAUUACCAGCUAGGUAUUGUUGUAGCAGUGAAUGAAAACUUCUACAAGAGUCACCACCAUCACGAGCAUGCCCCAGAUUUUGGUGAUCGCUCAAGGAAGAAUUUUGCAGUUCCACUACUGGGUUCCAAGCAGGCAGUUCAGGAUCAGCCUUGCACAAGCUACGGUGUUUCCAGAAAGCGGUUGACAGGCGGAGUGACUGGUGGGGUCAUAAACGAAGAGACACUGAAGUCACUGGACUACAAAAGAGACUAUCUAUUCCCUCUGUCGUUGCUCUUGCAAAAUUGCAGGCCUAUUGGCUAUGCGGAAACAUUGCAGUUGCUUAUCUGUGUUGUACUUGUGGGUGAUUUUACCAUCACCUUGCUUAUGCUUGUACAAUACUACUGGAUAUCUGUUGGAGCUUUCCUCGCUGUACUGCUUAUUCCACCCCUUGCUUUGCUUUCCCCUUUUCUUGCUGGCCUCAAUGCACUUUUCAGCCGAGGACCAAAAAGAUCUUCUGUCACCCGUAUUUUUACACUUUGGAAUACUACUUCUGUUAUAAACAUUAUUGUAGCAAUCGUCUAUGGUGCUAUGUACUCUGGGCUAUCUUCUUUGACAGUGUCUUCAGUUCAUGCAUCAAACGCCAAAAGCUUCAAGGGUAGGGAUGAUGAUGGAUGGUGGAUAAUGCCAGUCGUCUUGUUUGUUGUCAAGUCGCUUCAAGCCAGACUGGUCAACUGGCACAUAGCAAAUCUGGAGAUCCAGGAUCAUUCCUUGUUUAGCCCUGACCCGGACAGAUUCUGGACAAUGUAG